AAUUUCAAGUCUGGACUCAUUCAAAAAUAUCUUUACAAAUUCAUCUCUCAUUUUAUCGACCUACGAGAGUUUGCUUAGGCUAAUAAAAACUGCAUCCGAAUGGCUUACAAGAGUAACGCCAGUUCUGGUUUAGAUUCGGAUGAUCUUAGUCUGGAAACUACUGUCCCAACUGACUUAUCCCUAUCGCCUGACAUCUCUCACCCCUCCAAAAGCAAAGUUGGAAGAUCACAGCUAGAGAAAAAACAGUUGCAGCAUGAUCUGCAAGUUACAAAGAUCGAACUGUCUCAAAAAUGUAUGCUCAUUGACUCGAUAAAAUCAGAAUACACUCAAAGAAUCGAUGAUCUCCAAGAACAACUAGCAGAUGUUACUCAUGCCAAACAAGUUUUGGCACUAAGGUUAGAUGCAGAAAUUACCAAAUCGCAAGAAGAAGCCAGGAAAAGACAAGUAGCUAUUCAAAAUCAAGUAGAAAAACUAGUUAAUAGACAAAAAAUUUUGGAAACUCAAAAUGAAAAAUUACAUUCGGCAACAGAAGAUAUAAAAAAGACACUUUUCGACCUUGCCAUUUCUGAACAACAAUAUCUAGACCUAAGACAACAGAAUGAUACAGAUAUACCUUUAAAGGAAUUUGUUGCUAUGAGAUUAUUUGAAGAGUUAAAACCAUGGAAAUUAGAAAAUGAAGAAUUAAGACACAAACAUAAAGUAACUUCAGAUAAAAAUACCCGUUUAAAAGCAGAAGUAACCAAAUUAACAGAGGAUAUUGUUACUAUGAAAGAAAAACUCGAAGAACAUAGUAUUAAGAAUGAAAGAUUGGUCCUAUCUCUAGCAGAAAUAAAACAGCAUACAACCAUUGAUACUUAUAAGGUAGAGAACUAUGAUAGAGUUCACAGGGAAAGGGAUGACUUCGAGAAGGAGUUAAUAGAUAUUCAAAAACGAUUCUCAUACAUAAAUACUGCAAAUGACGUCCUAACAAGAGAAAGAGACGAAUUAACCUCACACUUAUCAGCAUCUGAAAAAUCCAAUACUUUGUUGAAGCAAGAUAAGGAUUAUAUGCAAAGACAGCUUCUUGACUCACAAACAAAAUUAAUGUAUUUGGAAGAACGGCAAAUUCAAUUAAAUAAUCAGCUAGAAUUAGCAAAACAAUCACGAGAAGAACUAUAUGAUAAAUACGUUACUUCGAGAGAUGAAUAUAAAGAACAAUAUGAAAGAAAGAUGUCAGAACAACUGGAUAAAAUGCGAUUUAAAACUGACAAUGAAAUUGAAAGAUUAAAAACAUCUGCUAAAGAAGUUUAUGAACGAGAGAACAGGAGUCUUCGAGAAGCAAGGGACUUGGCAAUAUCGGAAAGGGAUAGAGCUACUGCUAGUGAAAAUGAAUUACAGCAUAAAUACGAUCAAUUACUUAUGGACUUCAGGCAGAAACAAUCAAGCACCGAUCAGAAAAUUGGAGAGUUGACGAACGAAGUUCGCUUAAAAGCUUUUGAAGUUGAAAGAACAGCGAUUGUUCUUGAAGAAAGCAAUCGAAAUGUACAAGAAUGUCAGAAAGAGUGCGAUAAAUUGAAUAAAAAAUUAGAAGUAAUGACAAAGGAAUACUACUCAGCAACUGGCGAAAAAGAUAAGAAGAUAACCGAAUUACAAACGAGGUUACAAGAAGUAAUGUGUAAAUUAGAAACAUAUGAAAAAUUGGAAAAUGAACUAGAUGACGUCGUAAUGCAAGCAGCAGAAUCUUCGGAGAGUGAUAGAAAUGGCGAAGAUAUCUUACUCUCAUAUGGAUAUGGAGCCAAUUUACCAAGCAUGUCGAAAAGACGACUACAACAUAGCGUUCAAUUGGCUAGAAGAGUUCUUCAAUUAGAAAAAGAAUGCACUCUUCUUAAAAAACAAAAGGAAAUUGAAGCCGAGAAGAAGGAAAAAACCUUUGAACAAUUGAGACAAGCAAAUGAAGUUAUCGAUAAUAGUCAUCAGCCUUAUCAUUAUCUCGUUGAAGCUUUAAAACACAGAGAUGGAAUAAUUAAUGAUCAGAAGAAAUGUUUGGAGAGUUUUGAGGAUGAUUUACAAAAAGUAAAAAAAGAACGAAAUAACUUACUCCAAUUGAAAAAGCAGUCUGAGAGAGAUAUUGAAUCUCUUUUAUUACAAAACGAGGAGUUACGUGAAAUGCAAAAUUUGAUAAAUAAUCUCAAAACAAAGAAAACUGGUGGAAUAUCAGCGAAACCGUCAUCUUAUUCUAGAAAAACUAGAGUAGUUGCCUCUUCUUCUCCCAAUGAUGAUGAUUGUAAUGUACAUAAUCCAUCUCCAACGUCUUUUACUAAUCCAAAAAAAUUCCAAUAUCCUGAAAAAGAUUCCAGAGUUAUGGCUUUAGAGAAAUUAAUACACUUUGAAGAAGUUGUAGAGAAGAAAUAUGGUAAAAUUGACGAUAUAACUUCAAAGGAUAUUUAUAGAGAGCCGCUUUUACAUUUUUCUUAUCAACGAACAAGAAUAAAUCAUAAGAACUACAUGUUAGCAUUUAAGAAGAGUAUUUUAUCAAACAAACAUCUUUUUAAAGAUAGAAUUGUAGCUGAUAUAAGCGGAGGAACAGGAUUAUUUACAAUAUGGGCAUUAGAAGCAGGAGCAAAAUACGUAUUUACCUUUGAACCUACCGAAUUCUAUUCAAUAACCAGGCAAAUUCUUAAAGAUAAUGGAUACAAUGAUCACGUUACAGUAGUUCCUCGUGACAUGAAGCAAACGCCUCUUCCUAAAAUAUUUGAUAUUUUAAUUUGCGAUUGGCAGUCAGAGUUCAUUAAACCAUCAAAUAUGAUCAAUAAUCUAUUAUUCUUCAGGGAUAACUAUUUGAAGCAGGAUGGUAUUAUUUUACCUAGGAAAAUUGAAACUUAUGUUGCUCCUAUGGUUAACAAUAAAAUAUUGUUACAAAACUAUCACUGCUUCAAUAACAUGUAUGGUUUGGAUAUGAGUGAACUGAAUCAUUUAGCGAGAGCGGAAGGAAGAGCUCUGUCAAGUCCGAUUGGACCUAAUAAUAUAAAGAGUAUUCCUAAACUAUUCAAGGAAUACGAUGCAAAAACCUUGAAUUUAUCAGUAUUUACAAAAACUACAGACUUUGAAUUCUUUCUUGAUUCUUCUAGCCGAAUAGAUGGACUUUUAUUCUAUAAUAAAAUACUUUUCGAAGAUCUUCAUAAAGCCGUCUCAUUCGAAUCUGAUCCAACAGUUGAAUACGAAAAUCCAUCGUCAGUCAUUCCACAGUAUGUUAUUGUUUUGAAAAAUUCAGUUGUCGUUAAAGGAAAAAUAACAUUUUCAUCUAAUAUAGACAUGAUAAACGACAACAGAUGGAAAUUUAUAUUACAAUCAAAAACAAUUGAUAAUAAUUCAAAGAUGGAAUAUUUUAUAUGAAUGAUUAAGGCAGUAUUGUAGUAAUGAGUGCAAGUUUUCAAAUAAAAGCCAAUCCUGUUCCUGAUAAACAUAAAAUACAAUUGGCGACAGCUAAACCAAAGCUGGCGUGUAAAUGGAAUUUCUCAUUCGUAAAGCUGUCUAGCCAUAUUCUAUUACCAUUAUUAUAAUUUGCAGCCCAUGUAACGACCGAUACGCAAAUACAAAUUCCUAAAAUUUAAACCUACAUUUAUACCUUUAUAUUCCAAUUGGUUUAAGUUACCUGUUACUAUAAGAAUGAUGCUAACAAUAAUUUUACCAUUUGCCUUACCCAAACCUGAUAGGAAAGUUAAGAAAAGUAGAAGAAUGAAAAAUGCCCCUGCCAGACCAAUUAGACCGAUUAUCAUAAAAGCUCGAACGGUAUUUAACCAGUCUGAAAAAUAUAAAGAAGAUAAAACUUGAAGAUUAAGUAAACGACAACAAAAAAAAAAGAUUUUAGACCAAUUCCAGUAUGAAGGGUUUGACACUGGCCGGGUGGAUCGACACAUAUUUUCCAUAUUCCAAUAUUUAUUUUACAUUCUAUCGGACUGCAAGAGAACAUUGACCAAUAUGGUAACGCGAUGGAUAUAAUUUGAGAGAUGAAUAGCAUUGGUAUUAAGCCUAAAAGAAAGUAGAAGCCCUUCGAUGACAUUGUUCAGAAGGUUGAAAUGAAAUGAGAACUAAAGCGAUUUGUACCUUGGUCAUGUUUACAGAGCUUAUCGAUAUCAUAAAACAAUAAAUAAGGUUUGUCAUAUUUUAUUAUAUCUAAUGAAAUAAUCUACUCUUGAAUCAAAUCCAUAAUAUCUCUAUCAGCCAGAUCAGUUUGUUCUAUACCGCCAUUGUCUAUAUUUAUCAUAUUAUCGUUAAAGAUGGCUUGAUUUAGCGAAUCGGUAAUAGCAGGACCAAUAAUUCCUUUACUGUCGUGUUUCUUUAAAUGUAAUUUUAGUUUAUCACUUCUCCCGGUUGUAUAACUGCAAUGAUCGCAUUUAAAAGGUUUAUCACCAGAAUGUAUUCGUUCAUGGCGAAUAAGAUGAGAUCUUUCCAUGAAAGCUUUUCCGCAAGUGGAACAUACAUGCUCCUUAAUUCCAGAAUGUUUUUUUAGAUGCGUUUUUAGAAUACACCUUUUAUAGGUUUUAUAGUUACAAUCUUCAUAGUUGCAAUAAAACAUUGCACUUUCAUCGUGUGUUCGCCUAUGCGAUGCUAAAUGAGAUUGAUACUUGGUACUAAACGGGCAUUGAUCGCACAAAAAAGGCUUUCCUUUCGAAUGUUUAGCGGCAUGUUGCUUCAAAGUAUUUUUGGCUCUAAACAUUUUCCCACAAAUAUCACACGAAAAUGACUUUUCACCAGAAUGCAUUCUGAUAUGAACAUUGAGGUUGCCCUUUUGAGAAAACUUUUUAUUACAUUCAGGGCAUUCGUAGGGAUAAUCACCAGAAUGUUUCUUUUGAUGGUUGACUAAUUGAUAAAUCUGAUGAGCUUUAAAAGAACAAUUUACGUAGUCGCAUUUGUAUGGUGGACCUUUAUAAUGUUCUUUCAUAUGGUUAUAGAAAUCUCUAUUAUAGCAAGUCUGGAACUUGCAAAGUGAACAUUUAUAUUCGUUAUCUGACUGAAUGUGAAUUGCUUUGAAGUGUUCUGAUAUCCUUUUAGGGCAGUGGGCACUAUAAGGGCAACGUAAACAUUUGUAAUUUCUUCCAGAUUUCGAAAUCAUUUUGAUGGUACUUGCUCCGCUCUUCCUACUCUUUUUCCUUCUUGUUCUCUGUUCAAUUUUAACAAUGGGAAUACUUUCUUUUAAUAAUAAUUCAUUUGAAUCUUCUUUAAGAAUCUUAUCUAUUUCUUCAGAAUCUUCAAUAAUUGGUAGAUCUCUUUCUUCGAUACUAACUUUUUCAAAUUCGCUUCUAAUCUGAUUUAAUAAUUCCAUAUACUUCUCGGAAAGAGAUCUUUGACAUGCAACUGCUGAUAAUAAAGCUAACACGUCAUCGGUUCCUUCCAAAUAUAUAUUAUUCGAGAAUAUGGAUUCUAAGCGUUUUUCAUUCACUUCCUUCCAAUUGAGACAUUUAAAAAGAGAUUCUAGAUGUGAUUUUCGAUCAUUUUCCUUAUGACGAACCCAAGCACAUAUUAUAUCGACUAGAGAUCGAUUGGCCGACGAUCUGACAGAGAGAAGUGUCUGAAACUGCCUAAGAGGAAUUGUUAAAAUAUAUGAACUAUUUAUCAGGCAACUAUAAUUGUCAAUAAUGUAAUGUUUCGAUAUUUCUGACAAUUCUGUUAGAUUCAUUCUAUCCGCCAAAUUUUUUAUGAAAAUACAAUUCUCAUUCGUCAUAUUCUUCUGCAUAAACUUUGCACACCAAUUAAGAACUUCAUCACAAACGUAUUUGGCACAUAGUUCACUUAGAGCGAAAACAUUAUCAUUGUUGAUUUCGAUCGUUCCGGUGUAUAAAAAGUUCAGAAAUGACUGAAAUAUUUCUACGCUUGAUGAUUUGACUUCUUGUUUUGAUACAACACAAUCUGCAUUAAAUAAAGAGCGAAAAUAAGGAUUGGAUGCGGAAAGUACAUUCUUAUGAGCGUAGAUAUCUGUUGAAUUCACUGUAAAUACUACAUCGCAAAAUGUUCCAUCGGCUCUAUAAUCAUUCAAAUUUCUACCCAAGUUUGAUUGGAUGUCUUUUGAGGAUCUUGAAACAGUGAUUUUUUCAUUAAAUCCAUUUAAAGGGAAGUAUAUAUCCAUCUUGUAUAGUGACCUUCAC
Dimorphilus gyrociliatus is the source of this 6122-nucleotide messenger RNA. NCBI's taxonomy places the organism in Eukaryota, Metazoa, Annelida, Polychaeta, Dinophilidae. The record is from the annotation of a GenBank genome assembly.